Gadus chalcogrammus (walleye pollock) is the source of this 2235-nucleotide messenger RNA. RefSeq names its product RING finger protein 207-like. Gene Ontology annotation, cellular component: perinuclear region of cytoplasm. NCBI's taxonomy places the organism in Eukaryota, Metazoa, Chordata, Actinopteri, Gadiformes, Gadidae. Gene Ontology annotation, biological process: regulation of heart looping; regulation of cardiac muscle contraction. The coding region runs from base 178 to 2235 and encodes 685 amino acids. Gene Ontology annotation, molecular function: Hsp70 protein binding; zinc ion binding; transmembrane transporter binding. The record is from RefSeq and is a predicted model, not a curated record. The transcript is spliced from 18 exons.
ACCGGCUCACCCGCCCUGGGCCGGACGAGGUGGCUGGGGCCGGGGCUGGCAUGAAGGGCAGUCUGUCAGCUGCCCAUUGAAGAGCUGCAUUGCUGUCAUUCCGACCAGGGGGGUCGCUAGCUGAUAUCACCAGUGAAAAUGUAUGCCUGAGACCCUCGGUAACUUCAACAGCCUACGAUGGCGGGGGAGAUCUUCACUAAUGUGGAUAGCCUGUGCAACGUGGAAUGCACUAACCUGCACCCUUUGGUGUGUCACCUGUGCCACGAGCAGUACAAGCAUCCGUGCCUUUUGGACUGCUACCACAUCUUCUGCGCCCGCUGUCUGUGCGGACAGACCAAUGAAGGCCGCCUCAGCUGCCCCCUCUGUGGGUUCCCCUCGGUGAUAAAGGGGGCCAACGCGCUGCCCCCGGAGGACCCACUCCUCCGGUUCCUGGUGGACAACAGUGCGGACUCAGAGCAGGCGGUGCAGUGCGCUAACUGUGACCACGAGAGUGACCAGAAGGACACCGGGGGGAUGUUCUUCUGCAACACGUGCGCCCAGCCGCUGUGCGGUGCGUGCAGGGAGACCACCCAUAGGGCCCGUAUGUUCUCCCACCACGACAUCGUGUCCCUGGCCAAGCGCGCCAAAGGAACCCACAGGAAGUGCUCUCUCCACGAGGAGCCCUACAUCUUGUUCUCCACGGAGAAGAAAUCCAUGCUCUGCAUCAAGUGCUUCAGAGACAUGCAAGGGGAGAAUCGAACCCACUGCAUUGACAUCGAGACCGCCUACGCACAGGGAUGUGAGAUGUUGGACCAGGCGGUGUUGGCGGUGAAGGAGCUUCAGACUUCCACGCGGGAGGCCAUCGUGUUACUCAGCGCCAUGAUCGGGGAGGUGUGCCACAACGUGAAGGAGGAGGAGAGCGCCAUCUGCAGCCUGUUUAACAGCCUGCAGGAGAAGCUAGCGGAGAGGAAAAAGCUUCUCCUUAAAGCCGCUCAGAGUCAACAUGAGGAGAAGGAGAAGGCCCUGAAGGAGCAGCUCUCCCACCUCGCUGCUCUCCUUCCCACACUGCAGGUCCACCUGGUCACCUGCUCCGCCUUCCUCUGCUCCGCCAACAAGUUUGAGUUCCUGGACAUGGGCUACCAACUCAUGGAGAGGCUGAAGCGGAUCGUGAAGCUGCCCCACCGCCUCAGACCGGUUCAGAGCAGCAAGAUCAACACGGACUUCAGGAGUGAGUUUGCUCGCUGUCUGGAGUCCUUCCUGCUGAUUGGCCCACGCUGUCCAGCCUCCAUCCCUGGCUCCUCCACCAUGGCCGUCCGGCUGCAGUCGCCCCUCUCCAUGUCGUGCCGCUCCCCUGCCCUGAGUGACCUGGCGGGGGGCUCCCUCCUGGGGGGCUCCCUCCUGGGGGGGUCCCUCCUGGGGGGGUCCCUCCUGGGCCGCCGGCCCACCCAGCACCGCUACAUCUGCACCAAGGUGCUGCUGGCGGAGGGGGGGGAGACGCCCUUCACCGAGCACUGCCGCAACUACGAGAACUCCUACCGGAGCCUCCAGGGGGACAUCCAGGGCCUGAAGGACCGGGUUCAGGAGCUGCACCGGGACCUGACCAAGCACCACUCGGUCAUCAACGCGGCCACCAUGGGCGAGGUGCUGGAGCGCUCGCUGGGCAUCGACCGGCUCAUCGCCGCCCAGCACGCCGCCGUGGACACCAUGCGCCUCCUGUUUGAAGAGAUCUGGGACGAGACCUUCCAGAGAGUUUCUAAUGAGCAGGAGAUCUACGAGGCUCAGCUCCAUGACCUGCUGCAGCUGAAGCAGGAGAACUGCUACCUGACCACCAUCGCCCGGCAGAUCAGCCCCUACAUCCACUCCAUCGCCAAGGUGCAGGAGCGCCUGGAGCCCAGGUUGAAGGAACCGGGGGAUCUCCAUGACAACCGUACCGAGAGGAUGCUACAGAUCUAUGAGGACAGCGGUGCUGAGCCCGGAGAGAAGCCAGAAAGCGGGCCCCAGACCCUCCUCAUGAUCCGGGACCGACCGGACCGGACCCCCCCCUCGGUGACCCCCGCCGCCGUGACCCCCGCCUCCGCGACCCCCGCCGCCGUGACCCCCGCCGCCGUGACCCCCGCCGCCGUGACCCCCGCCUCGGUGACCCCCGCCUCGGUGACCCCCCCCUCCGGGGUCCCGGGGCCAGAAGAGAGUACCGUCAGAACCAGCGACCCCAAGGGGAGGAGCGGCCCCUCUGGGACGGCCCAGCCUCCCCCCUAG